Wyeomyia smithii (pitcher-plant mosquito) is the source of this 3396-nucleotide messenger RNA. RefSeq names its product myogenesis-regulating glycosidase. The transcript is spliced from 8 exons. NCBI's taxonomy places the organism in Eukaryota, Metazoa, Arthropoda, Insecta, Diptera, Culicidae. The record is from RefSeq and is a predicted model, not a curated record. Gene Ontology annotation, biological process: carbohydrate metabolic process. Gene Ontology annotation, molecular function: hydrolase activity, hydrolyzing O-glycosyl compounds. The coding region runs from base 162 to 3113 and encodes 983 amino acids.
UGUGCGUCUGUCGUGAUCAGUUCUGUCUUACCGCCGGAGAAGUGUGUUUCGUUCUGAAAAAUAACACGCGCGAAAGCAGUUCGCUGCUAGCUAAGUGGGGAAGCGAAGCAUUUUAUUGAUGAAUUGUACAGUGGGACGGAUACCCGGUUUGAGUUAGCGCAAUGAGCCAUAAGCCGAGCGGUUAUCAUCGGCCGGCGCGUGGUAGCAAAGCUGGACACGAAGAGCAUUUCGACACAGUUCACGAGCAUCUGCUGCUGGAGGGAGACAAAAUUCCCUUCGUCGAUUCCGAGGAUGAGAGCGAUGUCAGCAGUGAAGAGGCCACCGACGGCGGCAGUGGUGGUGAACUAGUCGACGAGGAUAAGGCAGGAGGAACCAGCGGGAACGCGUCCGAUUGCGAAGACGACGACGAUGUGAUGACUGAGAGCCAAGAGAACCUAGCGAUGGCCUAUGUCAAUCGGUACAGAAUGCCGUCGUUAGCGGCACGUCGAAAUCAGGAGAAGCUGACCGUUACGAUAGAGAACGAACGGAAGCCUUCCGGACAUGUCCUUGCGGAGGAAGCCAAAGAUAAGCACACGGAGCUGAAAAGUAUCCAGGACAGGGCGAUUGGGCUGAGGCGGAAUUCUAUCUCGAUGCCAACCUUGACCGCGGAUGAUCUGCAAGCUUUACAUCAGGCCCGACAAGAUGUUGAGGAGAGCAAUAUUUUGGUUGUUGAUAGCCCCAGCAUAUCACAGCACAGCACAGAGAUUACUGCAUCCCCAGAAACUCCCAGUACUCCGGUUGGUUUGAAGCCAAUGCUGCACUUUGAUGAUGAUGAAAGCGAAGAGGAGGUAAAGCCAACCAACAAACGGACCUUAUUCCGGAGUAGCCGCCGAGGAUCGAUCGCUCCGCUGCCGGCCUUGCGCCUCAACGAUAAGGAAAUGAUGGCGAACGACUUCGACACGCAGAGCGUGGUGAGCAAUCAGGCGUCCAUCACCAGUGUUAACUCACUGGCCAGCUUGCUCAAGGAGAAGAUGCAGAAUGUCCCGGCCCUGAUACGCAAGAAGCGGCGCGAGACCAAAGACUACAAACUGCGUGUCUUUGUCGGUAUGCUGUUCCUUAUCAUCGUGUUUCUCAUUGGCUAUGCAAACGUCAUGUACAACCAGAAGCUAAUGGCGAAGUCGUACUUUGAGAGUGUAAAACUACACAAGACGACCAGAGCCCUGCGGAUUCGGGAUUCCAAGGGAGCCAAUUUGCUCACCGGAGUACUGGCCGUGGGAAGUUUCAUCGAGAAACCUUAUCAUUGCUUGGCACAUGACCUGCGAGAUGAUGGCAGCGUUUGUUAUGAGUGGAACUCAAUGGCUCGGUUAUACAUGAAUUUGGUCAAAACGACGUCGCCGGAUAUAAAAUGUUACAGCUUCAUUUGGGAAUCACUCACGGAUAAUUAUUUUCCCACGGAUUGCUUCGACAUUGGAGAAGAUCGCGGUUUCUGGUACGGAGGGGGGCUUCCCAAGGGAAUUGAUUAUCCCCUAAGCAAGGCUUCGUUUGAUUUUGCUCCAUUCAUCACAGGUGAUAUAAACGAACAGCAGUGGGGAAACGCCAUCAAGAGGUACUUUCUGAACUCGAAAGGUGUUGCGAUACGGGUCGAUGAACGAACUCCGUUGUAUGUCAGUAUUAACAACAAUGCCAAUAAUAAGUUCUGUCUGCAGGGUAGAAACGACAAUUUCGCAUUUGUCAAUAGAUUGUCCAAGUAUUCUGAGCUGAAUUAUGAGAUUUGUACCGGGCCGGAUAUGAAGACUCUUCAUAAUGGUUUGAUGCAGAAAAGUCUUUGGGAUGGAUUGACCGAGAAUGACAAUGCGAUCAUAAAAUCAUUGCUUAGGGAACCGGUUUGGCAGAUACCAGCAUCCAGCCAGGAAGAACUGACCGAAACAGCAAUUUACAAUUACACUGAGGCCAUAAUCGCAUCCGGUUACCUGCGGUUGGGGCAUGUACUGCUGAAUGAGUUCUGGCAGAAGCAUAUCGGGGACUUCACACUGGAUACCGAUCGUUUCCCCACGCUAGAGGACACUGUGAACAUUUUGCACCGCAGAGGAUUCCGAAUCUCAUUGUCCAUUCAACCGUUUAUCAGCACCGAAAGUGUGAGUUUCUUGGAAACCGUUUCUAAAAAGCUUCUGAUUUACGAGCGGGAAUCCGAACGAAGUAUACCGGCUUUGACUCGGUUCAAAAGUCUCGCUAGUGCUGGAGUCAUCGACAUAACUAACAACGCAACCGUUACAUGGUUAAAAGACAAACUGCAGAAAAUUGUUGAGAAUGUUGGAAUAGACUCUUUCUAUCUAGAUUUUGGAAACGCCUUUAACAUUCCUCGGUACUAUCAGUGCUCCAGCAUGCUGGUAAACCCAGAUCAGUACAAGACGGUUUUCAUGAAACGCUUCGAAACUAAUAUGAAUAUCUUCGGAGUUUCCAGUGCCAUCUCCGUACCUCGGCCACCGACUUUUGUUAGUCUUCCUCCCGUCAACAGCAGCUGGAGUGGUCUGCAAACCAUCAUUCCCACGCUACUUUCGUACGGCGUCAUCGGUUUCCCGUUCGUGAUGCCCGGACCUGUGGGAGGCGAUUUCCUGUUGCCAACCGAAAAGCUACAUAAAAUGUACUCAUUUUACUCACUCGCUAGUCCACCGCUACCGGAAGUGGAGCUGUACAUCCGGUGGUUGCAGAUGGCCACCUUUCUACCGGUGUUGCGUUUCACCCAUCUGCCGUCGGAGUACAAGAAUGAUACGGUUACGGAGAUAGCCAAAGAGCUGUCGGCGAUUCGGCAGAAAACUGUUGUUCCUAUGUUGGAGCAGUAUUCCCGUGAGGCUAUGGACGAGGGAUUGCCGAUCAUCAGGCCACUCUGGAUGAUGGACUCGACCGAUGUGAACUGUUUGUACAUCGACGACGAGUUUGCCAUUGGAGACGGCAUGAUUGUGGCGCCAAUCCUCUAUCGGGCCGAUAUCAGUCGUGAAGUCUACCUGCCCCAGGGUGUCUGGAAAGAUGGCAUCGAUGGUUCCCUGCGGAAGGGCAACCGUUGGAUUCACAACUAUCACGUACCGCGCGACAAGGUGGCCUAUUUCGUAAAGAUGCCCGAUAACACACGAUUCUAGAGGCCAGAGGCACAGUUCUUCAAAGGAGCGAAUAUUGAUUUAUACAUUCCGCCAGUUCCCCACAGCCAGUGCCAAAUGGUAAAGUUCUUUCAUCAAAUGAAAGCACACUAGUUUAAGAGAUUUCGUAUUUAUUUGUGUUUGAUUUUGUCCUGAUCGUAAAAAGUUCAGCCCAAGGCACAGUUUAGUAUUCCACAUGUACGGUAAGAUGCUUGUUUGCGGUUGCUCUUCCUUAAACUAAUACUUUUAAAUACACUGUAAAUAUAUAACGCUUAAAACCUUCCAA